CCCAACGCCUGUUCAGAUGUAAUUCUCGUAAUUCUCCUCCAGCACAUUCAUCACCAGGACCUCCAACCUAUUUGCUCCUUUGUCCUACAAUUUCAUAAGUCGACUCCUUCCACUAGCAGAGUAGGCUGUGUCUUCUGCCUCUUUCCCAAAUAUUUCUUCCUAUUUCAAGAAGAAGCAGGCAGGUUCAAGUUCACCACUCCAGGACCGUUUUGCUAUGUACACUGUUGUUGUACUUGCGCAGAAAUCGGGAAUGCAUAUUGUGCGCGUUCUUCUGGUCCUUCUCGCUUGGAGGGCAAGGCAGCAGACUGUGUCUUCGAAACCCUUACGUCGGAAGGCAGCAGAUCUCGAGAUGGAUGCCCCGCAAUUGAAGCGCCCGCCUCACAUUUUUAAAACUGAUAUUCAAGAGAGCCUCCAAUGGCGAAUGGAGAACUCUGCGGGGAAGCGACAGGCGAGGGAAGAAGUUCUCUUCGUCCAUAAACCAACUCCUGCGCCAACUUAUUAUACUGCGAAGCACAAGACAAGCAAGCGGUGCUCGGACGACUUCGACUGCAUGCGAGUCUUGGGCCAGGUGUGCAACAUCGAGAAGCAAGGCUCGACGGGAACCUGUCAGUGCCCCGACAGUACACCUGUUCAUGUAGUGGAGCACGACCAGCCAAGAUGUGUCUCUGCUCGCCUGAUCUUUGAGGACUGCGCGGACACCGCCGAAUGUGCGUUCCUCAACCCUUAUGUGGAAUGUGUGAACCAGAUCUGCACCUGCUCGCCACCGAACGUUAUGAAAAGGAAGGACCUGUGCAUCCCAGCUUCAGCAUCCAAUACUACUUCCCCGGCGGCCAACGUGUUCGCCAUACUUCUCAUGAGCAUCGGAGCUAUCGGAGGCAUUGUAGCUCUUGUGGCCAGGAUCAUAAUUGGCAAAGAAGGUCGACACCAGGAUAGCGACGAAGAGCCACAUGGUAGUUAUCGGAGGCAACGCCACACGGUUGAUCCUUCGACUGUCCUGUUAAGCAAAGGAAUUAAGCGCAUCUUCAAUGACUGCAAAGAUAAGAUACAAGAUAGAACCUCCCAUGAGAGCACGGUUGUGGUCGACGUCCACGUGCCAUACGAACCAUUGGACUUUGAGGACAUAGCUUCGUUGGAAUCUGAUCUUCGCAGAGCAACGCGACAGCUUUCUCAAGAAGAGUCUCCAACAACAGCAAAUACUUCACUUAGAGCGACAACGUCACGCAGGGCGAAGAUUUCUGAGAAAUCAGUCGAACCAUUGCAACAGACCUCCCCAGUUACACCUCCAAACAUGGCGACAUCUAUGGAUUCUCACGGCAAGCUGGCGAUGUUGUUGUGCCGCAUAUUGAACACGCCGAAGUGA
Molecule: messenger RNA, 1360 nt
Organism: Ornithodoros turicata
Lineage: Eukaryota; Metazoa; Arthropoda; Arachnida; Ixodida; Argasidae
Exons: 7
Coding region: 215-1360 (381 amino acids)
Source: RefSeq, a predicted model, not a curated record